Messenger RNA from Ruditapes philippinarum (Manila clam), 5406 nucleotides. RefSeq lists its product as uncharacterized. Lineage: Eukaryota; Metazoa; Mollusca; Bivalvia; Venerida; Veneridae. The coding region runs from base 1818 to 3476 and encodes 552 amino acids. The transcript has a single exon. The record is from RefSeq and is a predicted model, not a curated record.
UCAGUGCCAAUCUCAAUAUUUGUAUGGAUAACCAUAAAUAUUGUGUGAUUCUGUUAGGAUGUUGUAAAUAUUGAAGCGCUAAUUUUUCUGUCUCUUUACUGAAUAGAGAAAGGCAUUUCAUGUAACAUGUGAAAAAAAGGAGUUGAAGAUUAAAGUGAUAAUAAUAUCACGAUAGGAAAAACGUUUUAAUAAAAAACAGUAACCAUAUUUUGAUAUUUAAUAACUAACAUAGGGAUAAAUGUAAAUUUAAAUAUCAGAAUAAAGAUAACUGGUAUACUAAAAUAACAGGUUAAAUAUGUUUUAGAACCGUUUGACAUUAUUAAUAUAUACACGCGGUAAAGGUUCAAAGGCGAAUAAACGAGUUUGAAUGGAAAAUAAUUGAUGCAGACUUGUGAGCAUACUAUACAGAGAUCUGUUUCUUGACAGCAAUCCUCGUUUAUCUAUUUAACAUCUCACUUAUGUUUUUUUCUAACAUUAAAUCACUCAUGGCGAUGUAUUGGUUUUUUGUUCUGAGCUACCAUUAAUAAAGCAGACACGAAGACAUUUGCUUUGCAAACACAAGAUGACCACAAUCGGCAUCAUUGUUAAAUACUGAAGGGAGCUCUAAUGGAACUCUGACUUAAUAGCUUGUACGGUAAAUUUGGAUAUUUCUUUCUUAAGAGAUACGUUAGUGAGUGAACAAUUCAGACAUGACACUGUUUCCAGGGGGGAUUGUACAAUGGAAUUAUUUUGCCUUUCCUUUCUCGGGAAGAAAUACACAAAUGUCUGUUAUUGAUCUACAAAACGGCGUUUAGAUAUUGCCGAGAAGAAAUGUUGAGCGUGCUCAAUAUUUCAUGUGCUUGUCUUUGUGAAAUAUUUGGUAAUUCUUCUACUUCGAACAUCUUAAAAUAACAGUUUUAAUUGAUUUUAUCGCCGCUACAUCUGUAUACAAGUGCAGCUUCGAGUGUUGCAAAAUGCGAUAUUGUGAGAUAACUGGAUACUGGAUUACAGUGAUACAUUAAACAUGUCAAAUUGUUCAACAGUGAUAAUAUCAUGUUAACAUCGUUCAAUUUAGCAUGGAAAAUCAAUUUGAAAUAACAGAAAGUUUGACAUGAGAAUAAAAAGCUCGCUUGUAAAUUUUAUUCAAUGAUACUCUGAAGACAUUUAAAAGAGGUUGGUACAGAUGCUAUGUAAUUGAGACCAGAUUCCAAUACAUAGUGUAUAAAAAAGGGAAAGCAAUGCGCGCAGACUACGAUAUAUUAUUCUGGACGACAUUUGUCUCGUUGAAUUAAAGACUCAAUUUUUCCUAACACACGUUGCUAGACUGACUUAUUGUUUCUUGAUAGCUUGUAAAAUAUUUUGCUUCUAAAGGAGUAUGAAUUUACAUCGAUCGGUGGUGUUUAUUUUAGAAAUAAUUACAGGAGUUACGAUGCAUAAUAGCAGUCAUUGAUUAUUAUUAGAUAUUCAUUGUAAUCUUCUACACAUUAAUUCACUUUAAUACUGUCAAAUCAGGCAACUAGAAAUAAUUCUGGUUGCAGUAUUUUGCAGAGACAAUGUUAUCAUUACGACUACAAAAUUCAAGUAUACAUGUAACUGUGACAUAUUCAAAUAUAUUGUAGCAAAGAAGAUUUUUCAUCAAACACGUAUAUUUACAUUUAUGCCAUCAAAAGACGUAUAUUUUACAGUUAUGCCAUCAAAACGUGAAAUUAUAUUUUACUGUCUAUUGACAGUACUCAUUCGACUUUGUCUGGCAAAGAAAUAUAACUAACAAAAGAACACUCUCGUUAAAGUGUAUGUCCUGAAAUUAGCGUAAAGUUCACAAGUGAAAAAGCAUCUUGAUGACUAUUGGAUUGUUAGGUAUGCUCUGUAGUCUUCCAUCUCAGCCCCUCGAACCGGGGUCCAUUAUUGACCUUGAGAAGGUUAUCACCGAUUACGCUUGGCGGGAAUUGAAACGCGACCUUAAAUGGUACGACUGUGUGAAAAGGCUCGAUUUUACAUUUGAUGUUUCUUGGAACUUUUUUGAGUUCGAUCAUAAGACAACUAAGUUUCAUUUAAGAGCCGGGAGCUCUGAGGGUGGUUACAGGGAGAAGAAACAAGUGGAGUUAUUUAGAACUGACUUUACAAACAACACGAAUAAAGACCAGGUAUAUAAACUUCGUACACAACGACAGACAAAGGCAGCCACAAUAGUUGCUAUUCAGAAAGGAUUUACAUUGAAAGGAAAUUGUAAUUUUAAACUUAAAAUCCCAACAGAAAUUGGACAUUUCGGAGUUAGCGCAAGUGCCGAUGGCUACUUACGGGUAUGUCGACCACGAGGGGAAACGUUUGAGGACACGUUCACCUGGCAAGUUGAUAGUGACGUAACUGUAGAACCUAAUCAUGUUACAAAUGCAAGAUUACUGGUAACAGAAGAUGAAUUAGUAGCUGAUUUUGAAGUUCGUACAUUAAUGCGUAUGCCAACUGGCGAAGCACCAAUCAUAGUGAAAAGAAAAAACAACAAAGAAAUAUAUGCCGUCAUGAUGAUAUCAGAUUUACGCGACGUGUUUGCUGACAUUGAUUGCAAGAUUAUAAACAUUGGUAAAACCGAAAAGCAAGAAAGCGAUAGUAAAAGACCCCAGUCUAGAUAUGCUAUUGAAUUUAUUACUCAAGGGAUAUUAGAAAGUGUUAGAUGGCGUAAUCAGAAAAUAUGUCUACAGUCAUAUCCUAUUAGAGACUUCCGUGUAAGUAAAACUGAUGGAAUUACCACUAUAAUUGACGACCAGUCACCAUCUGGUCAAAGUUAUCCUAGUUCAGUACUCAGUAAAGUACUAGAACAUGCUAUUGCCGAUAGUAACGACGAACUUAGAGCGGAAAAGGAAGAUGAGAAAGGUGCAAGGGCGAAGAAAGAUCUCAGAUUCAAUAUAAUACCAACAGUCAUUAGUGAACCAGAGGAAAUUGUUGAUGCCCCUGAAAAUGUUUUAUCAACUCUUAUCAGGGAGAGUAUGAGUUUGACAGGGUCUCCAUCAAGAUCUGUAUCAAGACAACCUCAAAUACAACGCCAAGCGCAUGCUACAUCCAGAAUACCUGAAUUAACUGAAGAACCUAUAACACGGCCAAUCAUAAUCUCUCAAAGAGAGAUGCCGAAAGUUCAGGAGCUCCAAACACAAGACCAACCCGAAUUGAAGUCAUGUGACACAAGUUUAUAUCAGACUAGAGAUGUUAGUUUUCAAGAACAAUCAAACAUAUCACAGCAAUAUAGUCUACAUGAACAUCAAUAUAAAUCUCAAGUGGAGAAUUUUUACCUCCGGUCAGGGACUGGGGAACCAGCGAUAGCUUAUAGGCCUAUGUCAAGAGAUAUAACUAAGAUAGCAGAAGAGCCAGAAAGAGAACAAGCUGCCUCUAUGAGCAAACAGAGCAGCGUACAAUCCGAUGUUCAGUCUGAAGGAACGUUAGAUGAUGCCACGGAAUCGUUAGAUUCUGGUGACUCUCGCCGUGUUUCUAAGGUCACUAGUGUUUAAGAUAUGUAAGAUAGGUAUAUUUUAUACUCCCCGAAUGUAGGCAUUUUAAAGUCGUAUCGUCCGUUUGUCUGACUGCGUGUCCGUCCCACAUUUAAAGUUCACCCUAAGGUUUUGUGAUCGUCUGAUGUCCAUCGUCUGUGGUCCAAUGUUAAUCAAAAUUUUACUUUCUUUAUAUAAUUUCCGGAUCACCUUGUGAUUUUAAUCAGGCUUUGCAGGAUUAAUUCGUAGGUAGUCCUCUACAAAAGUUGUAUAAAUGGUUCCAGUUUUAUACAUAAGCAUAUAAUAAUAGCUUGAUUAAAAUCUUUAAUCGUUAAUUAAUAUGAACCUCGGUCAUUUUUCUUUAACUUUUUCAUUCACUCAGAUGGGCGAUAUGGACCUACGUGGUCUUCCUGUACCUUAGGAAUUUGGAGUAAUCGCUGAACCGAAACAAUUUGUCACAAAAAAACAUGCCCCUACCUCAGAUAUUACUAAAAUCAUGUUUAAAUACGCGCAUUUUUGCUCACAGUGUAAUUAUUUUGUUCAUUGAAGGAAAUAAGCAGUAGUGGCUAAAACAAUCAAAUCAAGAAGAUGCGUGUCUCGCGAGCACUACCCGCGACCUUGUUUAAGAGGUUUAGUUACUAAUUGGUAUAAAAAUAUGUUUACAGUGUUUGUUUUUGUGUCUAAGGUUUUAUUUGUGAAUUGAUUAAUUAAAGUUUUUAAAUCGACAUGUGUCCGUGGCAAGUCUUAAAGGUCAAGUUGACAUUACAAAGAUAAUAAUUACAGACCAUACAUUCAACUCUAUCAUUUGUUCAAGGUUACACAUACAGUUAAAGGCAAUGGUUCUGUUUUGUAUAUGCACACAUUCGUGUCCAGAAUGUAAUUUAUUUCAUGCAUAUAUUUGUUAAUAUGUCUUGAGAAGGAAUUGAUCGAGGCUUCAUUCGGGGGUAUAUAUCACGUGACAGCUUUUGUUUAUACUGCUCAUAAAAUCCUUUCUAGUUCAUUACAAAAAAUAUUCAUCGAUUAUACCAGAUAUGUAUUUUUUGAGAUUAAAGGAUAUUCAGGAGUUUUUACCGAGGUAAAUUCAUCAUAAAUAUAUCAUAUCACAAUGUUUUGUCAUAAUUCAGACAACAAUAUCAACGUACUCCCUUGUUAAACAAUGUGUCCCUAGUGGGAUAUUUUACACUAAUAUACAUAUUGAACAAAACAAACGUAUGUCUUAUAUGUUAAUAUGUGUGAAAUUUAGUCUCAUAUGUGUUGAAAAAGGACAAUAUCCUAUGUCUUCCACACACACCCACAUAAAAUCGUUCUGUUUUGAUAUCGUUUGGGGGAAAAAAGCAAAAUCGUAAGAUGUAGGUAAACAUAUCUACUGUCUUAAACACCAUACCUUUAAGGCUGUUUGUUUUCCAUAUAGUUCUUUUUCAAUGAUUAAUACUGCAAUAUGAGAACAGUGUGCUGUGGAAUAUAACAUUGUAUAUUAGUUUCUGAGUGCCUAGAUUAGCUGCAUCAAGUCACAUUUGUUACAAUUUAAUCUAUUUACGAUAUUUCAUAUCAAUUAAUGCAAGUUUCUGCAAGUAUUUCAAGUUUCUCCACAUUUCUUUUUCAUACAUUUUUAUAUAUUAGCACUUACAUUCUUUAAGUACAGUUUCAUUUGUUAACACAAACGUGAAUAAUUGAAUAUCAAUUAAUAUCGGGCAUUUUGAUUGUGUAUUUUUAUCUUUUGUAUAUACAUGUAUAUGUCAAAGGAAUUUCGAUUGAAUUGUUCAAUUAAACGGAUACAUAAAUGUAUUCAUUAACUAGAUAAAAAUCGUGUACAAUAAAUAACCCUGUGUUUACAUGCACUAACUUUUCUUGUCACACCAUUUGUUAUUUAAAGCUACAAUUAUGUUAAUUAACUUGUUAUUUCAAUUAUUUUUGUUGUUACCAGUUGCUUUGUGAAAGAGUUAUUAAAACA